Rhineura floridana is the source of this 8494-nucleotide messenger RNA. RefSeq names its product leucine rich repeat kinase 1 (gene LRRK1). NCBI's taxonomy places the organism in Eukaryota, Metazoa, Chordata, Lepidosauria, Squamata, Rhineuridae. Gene Ontology annotation, biological process: protein phosphorylation. Gene Ontology annotation, molecular function: ATP binding; protein kinase activity; protein binding. The transcript is spliced from 34 exons. The record is from RefSeq and is a predicted model, not a curated record. The coding region runs from base 367 to 6378 and encodes 2003 amino acids.
GCCGGAGCCUACCAGCCAGAAGACCCACCUCGGCGCGCCUCCCACGGCCAGCGCCGCUCGAGGAAGUCGCGGUGCUGCUCCGUGUUCUUGCGGCGGCUGGAACUACGGGCGCCGAGCCGGGAGGAGGAGGAAGAGGAAGAGGAAGCACGGCUCCGCAUGCAAGGAAAGGGGAAGGGGCUGCUUCCAGGCUUGGACCCCGUUUUGCCCAAGGCCGCAGAGCCACUCUCUUUCGUGGACUUUGAUUAAUAACGAGGAUUUUCCAAGUCUCCCAAGCUGAGCAAGCUUCAUCGCGUUUCGACGACUCCAGUUUGGAUAUUAAAUGUAUCAGAAAGCCGACGCUUUGGCAUGUCCUAGCAGCAGCCCAGAAUGUACUGGUGUGUGGGAACAGAGGACUCUGUCGUUAAUGACACCAAGAGCGACAUGGAGGCAGAAGACGAGUCCAUGGAGAUGGGGACCAGACAGUCCACAGCCGGAGGUCUCUCCAUCGGACGGUCUUCAGUGACGGAGACUGUCCAGGGUGCUUACAGAAGCGGAGAAUUCAGUAGAGCCCAGGAGCUGAUCAAAAUGGCGUGUCAGGAGAACAUCGUGCAAGUCGAGAGGGGCCAUCUCUUGAGUCUUUCAGCUGCCUAUGGGGACCUUGAGGCAGUGAAGUAUCUGCUGAAAGAAGUGUGCGUGACUGUGCCCCUUGAACCUAAUGAUGAUAACCCAGCUGUGGUGGCAGCAUAUUUUGGGCACGCAGACAUCGCUAAAGAACUGCUGGAUUCUUUUAUUGGGCCUACGAACAUCUUGCAACUUCUGAACUGGAUGCUGGCCAUUGCUUGCCAGCAGGGCCACCUACACAUCGUCCAACUCCUAGUCCUGACGUAUAAAGCAGAUCCUGACAGCUAUGCAGUGAGGAAGAAUGAGUUUCCAGCUCUUAACCGAUUGCCUCUAUACGCAGCUAUAAAAGCAGGGCAUGAAGAAGUGGCUGCCUUCUUGCUUGACAAUGGAGCCUUCUUUUCUUCCUAUGUCCUGAUGGACUGCCCCGGGACAAGCAAAGAUGUUCUUUGCAAAUAUUGCAUAGAAACAAUCACCUUACCAGGGAGCGUUCCAGCAAAAACAGCUCUCUGUGUGAACUGGUCAAACCUCAGGCUUCCUUGGGUGGAUCUCGAGUGGCUGAUAGACAUCUCCCACCAGAUGACCGAGCUUGACCUCUCUGCCAAUUGCUUGACUUCACUCCCAUCCAUCAUCCCUUGGGGGCUGAUAAACCUCCGGAAACUGAACCUCACCGGGAACUGGUUAAAUGAACUGCCUGACGUGCAUUCUUCGGAUGAAAUUAUAUGCACCAAGUUGCUUGAGAUUGACAUAUCCAACAAUAGGUUUCUUACUCUUCCUUCUGGAUUCUUGCACCUUUCCAGACUUCAAAGGCUUGUGGCUGCCAAAAAUUAUUUGGAAAAGUUACUUGACGAGGAGAACGCUAUUAACUGGAUUGGAUUAAGGAAACUGCAGGAGCUGGAUGUCUCGGACAAUCGGUUGUCGGAAAUGCCCGCACACUUUGUCCACUGUUUGAAAUCGCUGAGCUUUCUGAACGUGUCCGGGAAUAACCUGAAGGUGUUCCCUCAGCCUUGGGCCUGUCCCUUGAAAUGUUGCAAGGCAGCUAGAAAUUCAUUUGAAUCACUCCCUGAUACUUUCGCUGUUUUCUGGAAAAAUCAUCUCAGAGAAGUAGAUUUUUCUGAAAAUUCCCUGAAGGAAGUACCCCAGUGUCUCUUCCAGCUGGAAGCAUUGGUGUCCUUGAAACUUUCAGAAAAUCAGUUAGUCACCUUACCUUCUCACGAAAAGUGGGCUUGCAGGCAGCUGAAAUCACUGGAUCUCUCAAAGAACCAGCUUGGAAAAACUGUCGAAGAGUCCAAAACUAAGCGGAUUUCAUUUUUCACUACAAGGAGCAGAGCGCGUGCUGGCACUGAGACUGGUUCCACCUUGGAGUUUCCGGAAUACCUGAGUGAGUCUCUCGAAGUCCUAUAUCUGAAUGACAACCAUCUAGACUCUGUCCCCCAGUCGGUCUGUCUGCUCAAAGGGCUGUCGGAGCUUUACUUAGGAAAUAACACAGGCAUUCAAGAGCUUCCUCCUGAACUUGGACAGCUGACUAAUCUUUGGCAACUGGAUAUUGAAGAGCUCAAUAUUGGCAACCUCCCUGCAGAGAUCCGAAAACAGGGCCCCAAGACAAUCUUAGCUUACUUACGAGCCCAGCUACGCAAAGCAGAGAAAUGCAACCUCAUGAAAAUGAUUGUGGUGGGUCCCCCACGCCAGGGAAAGUCCACGCUGAUUGAGAUCCUACAGACAGGGAAAGCUUCCCUGUCGAUGCCCAGUGACAGCACCAUUCAGACCACAAAGUGGGAGCUUCAGAAACCAGCUGGAUUCAAAUUGAAGGUUGAUUCAGUUGAGUUUAACGUCUGGGAUAUUGGAGGUCCCACCAGCAUGUCAACAGUCAAUCAGUGUUUCUUCACAGAUAAGGCAUUGUAUAUCGUCGUCUGGAACUUGGCACUGGGGGAAGAAGCUGUUGCAAAUCUUCAGUUCUGGUUGCUGAAUAUCGAGGCCAAGGCUCCAAAUUCGAUUGUGCUAGUGGUGGGAACGCACCUUGACUUGAUCGAAACAAAAUUCCGUGUUGAGAGGAUUGCCACCCUGAGAGCAUACGUCCUGGCUAUCUGUCGAUCUCCUUCUGGCUCAAGAGCCACAGGCUUCCCGGAUAUCACGCUGAAACACUUACACGAGCUCUCGAGCAAGACCCUGGAAGGCCUGGAUGGACUGCGCCAGCUAAUCUACCACAUCACUUGUUAUAUGAAGGAUGUUGGAAGUUCUCUUUGCUCGCAAAGGCUCAUCGGGAGAUUGAUCCCAAGGAGUUACUUGAGUCUCCAAGAAUCCAUCAUAGCUGAACGACAGAAGAGAAGGCAGAACGACGAUGUACAGUAUCUAACAGACAAGGAAAUAGAGCAAAUCGUAGAGAGAACUCCCGGCAAUGACAUCAAAGACUAUGAGGACUUGCAAUCUGCCAUCAAUUUCCUGAUUGAAACAGGAACAUUGCUGCACUUCCCAGAUACGAGCCAUGGAUUGAGAAACCUUUAUUUCCUCGACCCAGUCUGGUUGUCAGAGUGUCUGCAAAGAAUCUUCAACAUCAAAUGCUCAAAGUCGGUUGCGAAGAACGGCGUGAUCAAAGCUGAGGACCUCCGCAUGCUGCUGGUUGGGACAGGGUUCACCAAACAGACAGAAGAACAGUACUUCCAAUUCCUUGCCAAGUUUGAAAUUGCACUGCCGGUAGCUAACAACAGUUACCUUCUACCCCACCUGCUUCCUGCCAAGCCGGCUGUUGAUAUGCAUGGCCUCCACCACCAGACAACAAACACCAUCCAGAGGGUAUUCAAGAUGAGCUUUGUCCCUGUUGGCUUUUGGCAAAGGUUUAUAGCCCGGAUGCUCAUCAGUCUUGCAGAGAUGGACCUCCAGUUCUUUGAAAACAAGAAGACCGCCAAGAGCAGGAAUAAAAGAGCCGCUAUCUACAGCUUCACAGGCACACAGCGAAACAGAUGCAGCACUUUCCGGGUGAAAAGAAACCACACCGUUUACUGGCAAGAGGGGCUGUUUGUCACCUUUGAUGGAGGCUACCUGAGUAUAGAGUCUUCUGAUGUGAACUGGAAGAAGAAAAAAAGUGGAGGUAUUCAUAUUAUCUGCCAGUCAGACAUGAGGGAUUUUUCAGCCAUGGCUUUUAUCACCGAUCAUGUCAAUUCUCUGAUAGACCAGUGGUUUCCAGCGCUCACAGCCACAGAGAGUGACGGGACUCUGCUAAUGGAGCAGUACGUCCCAUGCCCAGUUUGUUCCACCCCUAAAAGGCAAGAUGGAAAAGACAGCAAGGAAGCAGAAGACAUGCAAUACUUCAACAUGGAGGAUUGUGUUCUAACCGCUAUCGAGCGGGAUAGUAUCACCUGUGCUCACCACCAGGAUAUACUUGUCCCUUUACAGGAGCUGGUCCCUGAGCUUUUCAUGACGGAUUUUCCUGCCAGAUUAUUUUUGGAAAACAGCAAGCUGGAAUAUAUCAAAAAUGAAAACAAUAUUCUCGGUCAAGGAGGAAGUGGCACAGUUAUAUAUCGGGCGCAGUACCAAGGGACACCGGUGGCCGUGAAGCAAUUUCAGAUUAAAAAAAUCAAGAGUUCUGCUGGUUCAGCUACAGACACAAUGCUGAGGCACCUGCAAGCCAUGGAUGCCAUGAAGAACUUCUCUGAGUUCCGUCAGGAAGCCAGCAUGCUCCACUCACUCCAGCACCCGUGCAUUGUCUCCUUAAUAGGGAUCAGCAUCCAUCCUCUCUGCUUCGCCUUAGAGCUGGCCCCUUUGGGCAGCCUCACCACCGUAUUAUCAGGAAGCUCUAAAGGAUCAUCCUUUGUGCCACUAGGGCAUAUGUUGACCCUAAAAGUGGCCUAUCAGAUAGCAGCAGGCCUGGCCUACCUCCACAAGAAGAGUAUCAUUUUCUGUGACCUGAAGUCAGACAACAUUCUGGUGUGGUCUCUAGAGAUGAAAGAAAGCAUCAACAUCAAACUCUCCGACUAUGGGAUUUCCCGACAGUCCUUUCACGAAGGGGCUCUUGGAGUGGAGGGCACGCCGGGAUACCAAGCCCCAGAGAUACGGCCUCGGAUUGUCUAUGACGAAAAGGUGGAUAUGUUUUCCUACGGAAUGGUGCUCUAUGAGCUGUUAUCUGGGCAGCGCCCCGUGCUUGGGCAACACCAGCUUCAAAUUGCAAAGAAGCUGUCCAAGGGGAUCCGGCCUGUCCUGGGCCAGCCCGAAGAGGUGCAGUUCUAUCGAAUGCAGGCAUUGAUGAUGGAAUGUUGGGACACGAAGCCUGAAAAGCGCCCAUUGGCCACCUCGGUGAUAGGACGAAUGAAAGACCCAACCUUCGCUAUGUUCAUGUACCUGCUGCCAUGUGGAAAACAGUUGUCCUUCUCUUCCUGUGGACAAGAGGGGACAGUAGUAUUCUGGGAUGGGAAGGAAGACACAAGAAACUACACAGUAGUGAACAUAGAGAAAGGACUCGUGGAAGUUGCAAGGAUGAGCUGCCCAGGAAUGAAAUUAUGCUGCCAAAUGAAACUUCAGAGUUAUCUAUGGGCCGCCACAGAGGACCAGAAGAUUUAUGUGUACAGUUUACAAGGCAUGUGUCCUCUGAAGGUUCCACAAAAGGGUAUAGACACUCCAGCAAUUGUCACCUGUUUCCUUGCAGUACCUGUUGUAAAAAAGAAUGCCUACCUGGUAAUGGCUGGUUUAUCAGAUGGACUGGUAGCUGUUUUUCAAGUGUCACAUGGUAUCCCUGAGGACGGGUGUUGCUAUCUCUGCUCCCACACCGCCAAUCGUUCUAUAUUCAAGAUUAUUGAUGAUGACCCCCGCCAGAACCCUUACCCUGUGAAAGUGAUGGAAACGGCAAACAAUGGCACAGAAGUGUGGUACAGCAAUGGUCCCGGUGUCCUCAUCAUAGAUUGCGCAAGCAUGGAAAUCACCAGGAGGCUGGAGCCCUACGAUCCACCAUCCAUGGUUGUGUCCAUUGUGUGCAGCUCAGAGUGCAACGGGGAGGAAGUGGCCUGGUUUCUGGAUGAUGGGACCAACUUCCUGGUGAUGUAUUACACCUCCACUUACCAGCUGUGUGCACGGUAUUUCUGUGGGGACUGCAGCCCUUUGAGGGACAUGUUUACCGUUCAGCAGCCCUCAGCCUUAAUUCCUGUUGCGUUGGCUGCAAAUGGGAACAUGAAUCCUGAGAAGACCUCUUCAACUGACGUGAGCAUCCUGCGCAGCCAAGAGGUAGGCAUUCAAAUAUUAAACCACCAGGAUUCCAUGACGGACUAUUGCUCCAUGUCAUCUAACUCCUCCUUACUUCCCAACCGGAUGACGAGGACCCCGUCAAGCCUUCCAAGCUCCCCUGUAAGCUCCUCUAGUGUGCCUUUCUCAACAGAUUGUGAGGAGCCUGACAAGCUUCAGGAGCCAAAGCCUCCCCCUGAGAAACCUGAAAAUGAUUCGGAAUCAGCCGGCGAUGAUACCAGUUGUCUCCAGGCUGUAAAAAUCCUCCCUGUGAAAGACCUCCUAUGGAUUCCCAGGCGAGGUGGAGAUAUCAUUGUGAUCAGCUUGGAGAAGGAAGCCGUCUCUCAACGGGGGAGAGUCAUAGCUGUACUGAAGGCUGCAGAGCUGGCCCCCUACGGGUCACUGGUGGAUGCUGCUGUCUUGUCCAAGGACAGAGUUGUGUGUUCUUUCAAGAACGAGGCCACGGAGUGGUGUUUGGCCAUCUGGAAGAGCUGGGGUGCCAAAGAGUUUGACAUUUUUUACCGGUCCUAUGAAGAACUUGGAAGGCUUGAAGUUUGUAUGAGAAAGAGGAGGUAGCAUUUGUGGCACAGAGACAGAGACUGGGUAGCCAGCAAAAGAGAAAAAACUGACUCUUUCAUUUCAGUGCAAGGAUCUUCAAGAAAAACUGGGUGGUUGCUGUUCAAUUUUGCUGCUAAAAGACAUUCUUGGUCACACACACCUUUGCAUCACACACUGUCUAUAAUGCAUUUGGAUUCUCUCAUCUAGACACAUAAUUGUCAAAGGGAAGACCCUGCCCACCCUUCUUCUAAUUAUGCACAUGUAUCUGGACAUCAACAUCUCUGCAAAGACAAGGUUGUGCUCUUUGUUUCUCACCGCGUCGUGACCCAGCAGUUAGCAAGCUUUGUCUUCCAAAUCCCCAAAGUCACACGUCAGCUUUCAAUUUCCAUAGCAAUAAAGCAUAAAGAGAAUCUUGCUGUAGCCCAGGAGGUACCUUCUUAGUAAAAUUAUCUACAGGUUCUGGACUGAGUAGCAUUACAGGGAGGUAAAUGAAUUGGGCUGUGCACCUGUGGUGGGUGUGAAACAGAUGAAAAUAUAUCUGCAUAUUAUCAUUCCUUCUAUUCUCCAUCCUCAGCACCACCCAUUCACGAGGGGGAAGGUAGCAGCUGGGAGGGGGCAAAGUUUGCAGAAGUACCAAAAAUCUCUGAGGGGGAACCCUAAGAGGGAGAGUGUAAUAUUCCCAGGGUGCCUGGUUGGUCACUAAGGUCAGUCCCUCAGCUACUGAGCUGAGUCUACACUUAAAAUUCUUGCUGCUGCCACAAUCUACAGGCUUAAUAGAUUGUCCCAUAUAUUUCCUGUAGGGUUGGGGGAGAAAUUUGAUUCUGUUUGUAUUUAAAGCCGAAUUUAUCAAAUGUGUGCUUUCCAAAACAUUCUGAGAACCGAAGCACAGCCAUCCUUUGAAAUUUGCACUUACCCUAAUUUUGCAGUGCAGGUUUCCAACCAAACAAUGUGUACAGACAUGAAUAUAUUAGGGGAAAGUGUGCGUAAAAAUGAAUUAUGAAAAUACAGUACAAAAAUGCAUUAUAUUAGGGGAACCUACUUGCAAAUAUGUGUACAUUCGUCAAAACUGCAUACAAAAAUGUGUUCAUUAGGAGAAAUUCGCACUAAAAUGCUGAAGAAUUUUCAUGUUCGUUUGUUUUUCCCCAAAAUGUGCAAAUUGCUAUAGAAAUGUGGAUAACCGAAUUUCAGAUUGGAAAAAUUAGAAACGGCGAGAACCAAAAUCUAACCAAAAACACUUUCAAAUGGCUGCUGGAGUGGAAGGUCUUCAUAUACCUUUGGGCAAUGAGGAAGCUGCUACAAAGAGCAAGAGCCUCACACUGCCUGAAUCCGCUUUUGUUGCGCUAUAGUGCCCCUGCAGAUGGCAAUAUUGUGGUAACAUCGGGGAAGCAUCACAGAACAACUAAUGAAGCACAAUGACAUGUGGACAGGCCAAUAUAAAUCCACCCCUAAUGCACUAUGAUUGUGUCCAUGACAUGUUACAGAACACACCUGCUGAAAAGGAAAAACAAAACAGCCCGCAGGAGCCCUUAAUUCCAUGGAAUCCAGUUCAAACUAAUCGCUUCAGGUUUGUAGCAAAUAACUCCAAAAUGCAAAGUUCACAAGUCUAAUUUAGGGGUGAUUGGACUAGCACACAGGACCUUGCUGUGUUGAUUUCAGUGGUACUUAAGUGUGAUUAUCAUGCUUGUCUAAGCAGCUUGCCAAAGGGUAAAGCCUUUUAGCUGCACCUCUUUGGUGGUGGUGCACCAAUGGCCCUACACCUCAGCGCUGCAUGUGUUUUUAAGUUGUGCCAAGAUCCAGGCUGCCAGUUAGAUGUCCUGAAGCAGAACAACAACAAAUCAAAUACCGUUCUGAAAGAGUGUUGCGCCUUGCAGUGGAGGCUGGAGGGCAGAAGAAUCCCAGCAGGCUUCAUCAGCUCUCCCUACUGAUUUUAAAGUUACUUAAGUGUGACUAUCUCUCUGUAUUGCACACCAAUUUCUUUAUGGAAAGGAGGGUUGCCCAGAAACAAUUUGUAUUGUUAUUUUUAUUUCGGCACUACCAAAACAGAUUAAGCAUAAGCAUGAAAAGAAAAGAAAAAAGGAAAUUCUAUUCACAGUUUUCUGAUUAAAAAAUAGUCAUAUGGAAAGACACCUCCUCG